Molecule: messenger RNA, 1572 nt
Organism: Hydatigera taeniaeformis
Lineage: Eukaryota; Metazoa; Platyhelminthes; Cestoda; Cyclophyllidea; Taeniidae
Source: the annotation of a GenBank genome assembly
AUGUUAGCCGCGAACGGGUCCGUAGGUCCGCCGUCCUCCAACAAUGCUACGGCCUUACUGACGGUAAAUGGAAUCAUACCGAACCAGCAAAUUAAUGGACAACAGGGAAGUCGUGCCACUCCUGUCCUUGCACCGGCUUACUUUCCCAAUACUGCAUUCGCAUCUUUUCCUGUUCCGUUUUCUGGCCCGGCUUCAGUCGUACCAUGCAUUACCUCACCACCAACAGGGACAAUAUUUCAAAGUCCUGGAGGACAAUUUCCUUUUAGCAUGGCCGGUUCUAUGCUUGUAGCCCAGCCACAACCAGUUAUAAGUGGAACGCCAAUAAGUUAUUCGUCUUUCAGCCAACCGGUGAGCGUAGCGAAUACCUCUCCCCCUGCUGCAGCGGCCGUGGUCUUGACAACACCAAUAACCACGGACGUGUGCAUUACGUCUACUGCCUCAUUACCUGUUAUACAAAACGGCACGGUAUCGAUCGCUCCCUCGACAUUGCAGUCAGCAGCACCAAAUCUCAAUAAUACCGUGACUGAUGCUGCACCAUCUAUCAAAUGCAAACCCGAAGUUAAACCGGUUGUACCUCUAGGAUCAGUAAUACCUAACACUCCAACACCUGAAGCAAAUAUGGCCUCCUUAGAGAAGUGUAAUUUCAACCGCGAUCUUAUUCUUGAGGCAAUUGAUAAACUGCGUGACAGAAAGGCACGACCUGACAUGGAACGUAUUUCGUGCCUUCUCCGACGUCAGCACAAUAUUCCACCCUCUGACACUCAGAUUUGUCUCAAUCGGCUGGCGGAAGUUGGAGCCGUUGUCUGUGUUGACUAUAAGGGGAACCUGAGUUACAGAAACCCCACCAAGUGGCGCAAGACAGCAACUUCAACCGGCACUAUAACCAACCGACCAAAUAUCAGUAGACGUCUCAUUGAAGCGGUUCGCACGCUGAUUCCAGAGGGCGGAGACCCUAGUCAAAGCUUCACCUUAUUCCAAAUUGAACAAGCUGUAAAGCAGCUGAAGCCUUCCGUUCCCUCUGCUGCCACCCCCGCCGAGAAUGAAGGGGACACCUCAUCUAUACCUUCCUCCUCCUCUGAGCUAACCGGGUCAAACCUUCGAGUGUGCAUAGAACGGGAGGCGAUAUUUGGAAAGCUCGCUAAGUUGCCUGAUGGGCGUUUCGUUCUUGACGAGAAUGGAGAUAGAAAACGCAACACCGGCCCCACUAUUCAUUUCAAUCGACGUCCAUUUUUGGGCAAGCUACCGCCUCAAGGUACAUAUGGUAAACCGCCGAUAGCCCCAGCACUGGAUUCAAUUGGUGGAAAACCGUACAGUGUCCUCUCAAUCGCUCCUGGUCGACCACUGGCUCGUAGACCUCCAUUUACCACUGGUAAACGAGGUCGGCCUCCUAGUAUUAAAGCAAAGAAGAUGCUCACCUCCUGCUCUCAGCAACCCAUUCUGCCUGCUCCACCGGACAAUCUCAUGACUCCUUCAUUGGAGAAGCGUCUGAAGAUCGAGACGGUUCCAGGAGCAGCAUCGACGACAGCCUUUGUCCCCUUGGAUGGGACAGUCAUGGUGUCCGCAACUCCGAUG